AUGAGCCGGCGUUUGUCCAAAAGAGUCGGAGAACACAUUCCAGCAUGGUUAGGAAAGGGUCAACUAAAGGGUGUAAAAAUUUCCAUUCUAGCGCAUCUAGUAGACUCUGACCAUCGCAUGGAUGCUAAAGAGGCCUUCCGAGCGAUCUACAAGGUACUCUCUAGCUACUCAAAAUUUCUUAAAGAGCGUCUGUUGGCUACGCCAGAAGCGGCCGCCAUCAGGCUACGCCAACCGGUCCUUUGCACCCAAAAGAAUUUCGUCGCGGCGCCACAGAUAUCAUGGUCAAAAGCUGCUAAUCCAACAGCCAGCAGCUUAGCACCUCAAUCGACUACCAGUUCCCCCUAA
Dibothriocephalus latus is the source of this 345-nucleotide messenger RNA. Lineage: Eukaryota; Metazoa; Platyhelminthes; Cestoda; Diphyllobothriidea; Diphyllobothriidae. The record is from the annotation of a GenBank genome assembly.